Messenger RNA from Durusdinium trenchii, 1500 nucleotides. The record is from the annotation of a GenBank genome assembly. NCBI's taxonomy places the organism in Eukaryota, Dinophyceae, Suessiales, Symbiodiniaceae.
AUGGAGGACUUGACAGCGCCAGUGCCACGUGAGCGACCGGAGCUAUUGAACAAUUUGGCAGCUGUGGUGGCCCAGAUGGAGCUGAUGCGACCGGAAGCCUUGCGCGUCACCUUGGCCGUCCGGGCACUCCAGGGCUGUGGCAGGGUCUUUCGACUACGGCUGCGGCAGGAUCUCUUUGCGAAGAGUUUUGUGAGCGACCAGAUCUCCUGUUUUUGGUCUCACUCCUGGCAUGGUGGGCGGCGCAAGAAGGUGGUUACGCUGCUCACACUCUACAACGGCCUGCCGGCGAUACUUUGUGGUGUUCUGGCUGCUCUGGUGAUGUUGGUGCUUUUCACCUUCGGAUCUCUUCCAGGAUUCCAAAGAGUUGCUGAUUCUCCGAGUGAUCAUUCCGCGUGGUCACUUGGAACGGGCUUCUUGGUCACAGCACUUGUCUUUGUCUUUUGGCGGCCGCAGCAGCAUGUUUUCCUGGACCGGAUUUGCAUCACCGAAAGUGAUCCGCAGCUCAAGGCAGAGCAAAUCCUAAGCCUCGCUGGGAUGCUGAAGCGCUCCCGGGAGAUGUUGGUACUUUGGGACUCAAGUUGGAGUGAUCGCCUUUGGUGUUUGUUCGAACUGAGUGCCUUCCUGAAGAGCAAAGCUGAUAGUGAGCAUUCCCGGUUGCUGGUAACACCUACCUUUAUGGGGCCGUGUGUCGUUGCCACCUUCUUGGGGAUGUUCCUGGCUGUGGUGCCACUGACGACUUUCCCGCUCGAUGCUUCUUUUCUGAUUCCCAUGGUGUUCGUGUGCGUCUUUGGAGCGUUUGGUGCUUUAUGCUGUGCCCACGCCUUCCGUUCCUACUUUCAAUCCGUGGAUGACCUAAAGGAGAAGUUGCAAAGCGUCAACUUGGAAAGGACCAGAAGUAUUUGCUGCGACCUGAACCACGAGGGCGACAUGACGUGUGACCGCGAAAUCGUGAAGGAUUGCAUCACCAUUUGGUUCGGCAGCCAGGAGGCCUUCGAAGACUGUGUGCGUUCCGAGGUUUUAGAGACCCUCACGUCAGAGCUGGAGCAGUCGGUCUUCACCCGACCAUGGCGGAUCGCCGCGAGCGUCCCUUUCCUGUGGGCCUGCAUGGACCUUGCAGCCAUGAAUGCGAAGACGCAGCACUGGCUUAUUGCCAUCAACUGGCUUUUGAGUGGCCUUACGAUGUGUUUGUUGGCCUGUCCGCUCAAUAUCGAGAACUUGGCCAACCUCGCGCAUCGCUUCCGCACGCGGCAGCCCACAGCUGCCCGUGAAGCACUGAUGGAUGUGCUGGUGCUCCUGCUGGCUUUGCCACUCUUCCUGUGCGGCACUGCUCUGACCUUCUUAAGUGGCGCCUUGCAGCCUCCGCUGCCCUCGUUGUCCCAGGCCGCCUUCUACGGCUUGUUGGAGCUGGUCGUGUGGCUGAAGCGCACGGGGUGUUUUUCAUGUGCGAGGUCGAAAGGACAGGAGACAGGGCAGCCUGCCAGGACGGGUCACCAAUUCUGA